Messenger RNA from Vicia villosa (hairy vetch), 1254 nucleotides. Its product is annotated as F-box/kelch-repeat protein At3g23880-like. The transcript has 2 exons. NCBI's taxonomy places the organism in Eukaryota, Viridiplantae, Streptophyta, Magnoliopsida, Fabales, Fabaceae. The record is from RefSeq and is a predicted model, not a curated record. Gene Ontology annotation, molecular function: protein binding. Bases 5 to 808 code for a protein of 267 amino acids.
UACAAUGAUGGCUUCUCCUGUGAAGAAAAGAAACCCUAACAGUACCAUGUUUAACUGUGAUGCAGUGAAGGACCUUCUCCAAUUCCAAUGUGUAGCCAACUUCUGGAAUUCUCUAAUAUUCUAUGCCAGAAAACAUUUUAAGCGGAACCCUAACAUCAUCAAUUUACCCCCUACUCUUCCUUUUGAUCUCAUAACAGAAAUCCUCUCUAGGCUAUCCGUCAAACUUCUUCUCCAAUUUCGAUGUGUCUGCAAAUCAUGGAAUUCUCUAAUAUCCGAUCACAAAUUUGCCCGAAAGCACUUUAAUCUGUCAACCACGCCAAACCUCCACAUCAUGAGCUAUGACGAUCCCUCACAGCGGUUUGUUUUAAGGUCUUAUCCAUUCCAAUCCCUUUUCACAGACCUAACUACUAAUUUCACUCAACUUGGUUUUCCAUUUUACAGCCCUUUUGAACAUUAUUUACAUUACAUUGUUGGCUCUUGUGAUGGAAUCCUUUGUCUCGCCGAUUUUCAUAACACUUUUGUUGUAUUGUGGAAUCCUUCCAUUCGAAAAUUCAAGGAAUUGCCCCCUUUUGAAAAGCCACAAGUGGCUGGUUCGGCAAAGUUUGGCUUCGGUUAUGAUCAUCUUUCUCAUAAUUACAAAGUGGUUGUUCUUUACAACUCCUAUAGAUGUGAUGUCAUUGAAGAUACAACUAAAAUAAAAGUUUAUAAUUUGAGAACCAAUUCUUGGAGAAGCUUUCAGAAGUUACCUUUUACUACUGAAUUCGGCUCUGAUCAAUCGGGAGUAAAUGUCAGCGGUACAAUUAAUUGAGUUUGAUGGGAGGUCGAAAUUGUGUGUGUUGAAGGAUUGCUUGUGCAUAAUUUGUGAUUAUGAUAUUUGGAUAAUGAAGGAGUAUGGAAUUAAAGAGUCUUGGACUAAAUUGUUUAAACUCUCUAACUUGCCAGGUCAAAGAAAAGGUAUCUGGCGUUCUUACUUGACCAAGGCAUUAGAUAUUUUUGAAGAUGAUCAAGUAUUGUUGGUGGAGAGAUGGAAUAAGAAGUUGAUAGUUUACGAUUUUAAGAAUGACACUUUUAAGGUUACUUCAUUGUUUCCAACCCUUCCAGAAAUCUGCACCGAGAGUUUGAUAUCACCUUGUUCUUAAUGUUAUUAAUUAAUGCUAGGAUGUCACUCGAGCAUUUCAACCACAAUUUAUAUGUUAGUUUAUGUUUAUGUUUUUUAUUUUGUAAUUGCUAUGUUUACAGGUUUCUGUUAUUUUA